This is a messenger RNA of Tripterygium wilfordii, 4068 nucleotides long. Its product is annotated as myosin-2. Gene Ontology annotation, molecular function: actin filament binding; ATP binding; microfilament motor activity. The record is from RefSeq and is a predicted model, not a curated record. Lineage: Eukaryota; Viridiplantae; Streptophyta; Magnoliopsida; Celastrales; Celastraceae. Bases 1 to 3678 code for a protein of 1225 amino acids. The transcript is spliced from 24 exons. Gene Ontology annotation, biological process: vesicle transport along actin filament; actin filament organization. Gene Ontology annotation, cellular component: cytoplasm; actin cytoskeleton; vesicle.
AUGAUGUUAUCAGCGACGACGCCGAUAGGGACGGUUAGGAGCUCGUUGGAGGAGAUGCUGGACUCGCUCCGGCGCCGGGAUGAGGCUGAGAAGCCAAAGGACCUCCCGCCGGCGCUGCCAGCGCGGCCCACGUCCAGGGGGCGGCUGCCCUCUGCACGACGCUCACUUCCAACAGACUUCAAGGUUUGUGGGAAUGAUGAUGGAAAAGGUGGCGGGAAUGGCGGAGUGACCAAUGAGGUUAAAGGGAAGGAGGAGGGGAAAAGGAAGGAGAAGGAGUUAGGGUCGAAAACAGGGAGCUUUGGGAGCAAGAAGAUGAAGAAAGAGCGGAAUGUGGAUUCUUCACCUUAUGUGGUGGAGGAAGGGAAGAAUCCGCAAUUACAGGGUUUGGAAGCUUCAAAUUGCAUGUCCGAGGCAGGUUCCACGCAAAAAAUGAAAGAGCCAGAGUGGGAUGAUAACAUCGGUUACUUUAUCAAGAAGAAACUCCGUGUUUGGUGCUGGCUCCCCAAUGAGCGGUGGGAGAUGGGUGUCAUACAAUCAACUUCAGGGGAGGAAGCAUUCGUUAUACUUUCAAAUGGAAUUGCUGUCAAAGUGGCCACAGGAGAACUUUUGCCAGCCAACCCAGAUAUCCUAGAGGGUGUGAAUGAUCUCAUACAACUUAGCUAUUUGAAUGAGCCAUCAGUUCUUCACAACCUCCACUUCAGAUAUUCUCAGGAGAUGAUUUAUAGUAAAGCGGGACCACUGCUGAUUGCUGUCAAUCCUUUCAAAGAUGUCAAUAUAUAUGGACAUGCUUUUGUCACAGCUUACCGACAUAAAGUUAUGGACAACCCUCAUGUCUAUGCCAUAGCAGAUACUGCUUAUAAUGAGAUGAUGAGAGAUGAAGUAAACCAAUCCAUAAUUAUCAGUGGGGAAAGUGGUGCUGGCAAGACAGAGACUGCAAAAUUUGCAAUGCAGUACUUGGCUGCCCUAGGUGGUGGCAGUGGCGGAAUUGAGUAUGAAAUCCUUCAGACAAAUUGUAUACUUGAAGCAUUUGGGAAUGCAAAGACAUCCAGGAAUGAUAACUCAAGCCGAUUUGGGAAGUUGAUUGAAAUUCAUUUUAGCACAUCGGGGAAGAUAUGUGGCGCUAAGAUCCAAACUUUUCUCUUAGAGAAGUCGAGAGUAGUUCAGCUGGCCGCUGGUGAAAGAUCAUACCAUAUAUUUUAUCAAAUUUGUGCUGGUGCUUCAUCAAGUCUUAGAGAGAGGCUGAACCUUAAAUGGGUGAGUGAUUACCACUAUCUUAACCAGAGUGAAUGCUUGACCAUUGAUGGUGUUGAUGAUGCCCAGAGAUUCUGUAAGCUUAUGGAAGCUUUAGACAUAAUUCAAAUCUGCAAAGAAGAUCAAGAGCAGGUAUUUGCAAUGCUUACUGCAGUGUUAUGGCUGGGAAACAUAUCAUUUCAAGUAAUUGACAAUGAAAAUCAUGUACAAGUGUUGGCUGAUGAAGCUGUAAAUAUUGCUGCCAGGCUUUUGGGUUGCAGCAUGCAGGAGUUGAUGCUGGCUUUAUCUACACAUAAAAUCCAAGCUGGCAAGGAUAUCAUUACUAAAAAGUUGACACUGCAGCAGGCAAUUGAUGUGAGAGAUGCACUUGCAAAGUUCAUUUAUGCAAGCUUAUUUGACUGGCUUGUGGGACAAAUCAACAUGUCGCUUGAAGUGGGCAAACAGCGUAGUGGGAGAUCCAUAAGUAUCCUUGAUAUUUAUGGGUUUGAGUCAUUUAAGAAGAAUAGCUUUGAACAAUUUUGCAUCAAUUAUGCAAAUGAAAGGCUGCAGCAACAUUUCAAUCGACAUCUUUUCAAACUUGAGCAGGAGGAAUAUGAGCUGAAUGGGGUUGAUUGGACUAAAGUUGAUUUUGAGGACAACCAAGAAUGCUUGAAUCUCAUUGAAAAGAAGCCUAUAGGGCUGCUUUCUUUGUUGGACGAGGAAUCAAAUUUCCCAAAGGCUACUGAUUUGACUUUUGCCAAUAAGCUUAAGCAGCACUUAAGUACUAAUCCUUGCUUUAAAGGAGACAGAGGCAGGGCAUUUGGGGUUCAUCACUAUGCCGGAGAGGUACAAUAUGAUACAAAUGGCUUUCUGGAAAAGAAUCGAGAUCUAUUGCACUCUGAUUUCAUUCCAAUCCUAUCAUCAUGCAGUUGCCAAUUACCACGAUUGUUUGCGUCCAAACUGCCUCACAACUCCCAGAAAAUGUCAAACCCUUCUUGUCAGUUAGGUUCUCUGGACUCCCCAAUGCAAAGUGUUGGAACAAAGUUCAAGGGUCAGCUUUUUAAAUUAAUGCAUCAGUUGGAGAACACCACACCUCAUUUCAUUCGCUGUAUAAAACCCAAUAAUAAGCAGCUUCCUGGCAUAUAUGAAGACGACCUUGUCUUCCAACAGCUCAAGUGUUGUGGAGUUUUGGAGGUUGUUAGGAUCUCGAGAUCUGGAUAUCCUACUCGAGUGACGCAUCAAGCGUUUGCUGAAAGGUAUGGUUUUCUACUUUUGGAGACAAACGUUCCUCAAGAUCCAUUGAGUGUAUCAGUCGCUAUUCUACAGCAGUUUAACGUCCUCCCCGAAAUGUAUCACGUUGGUUAUACCAAAUUGUUUCUUCGUACAGGGCAGAUUGGUGCCUUUGAGGAAAGGAGAAAACAAGUCCUAAGAGGUGUAGUAGGAGUUCAGAAACAUUUUCGUGGUUGCAAGGAUCGUCACUACUUUCAUGAACUCAGGAAAGGAGUUGUUGCUUUACAAUCAUUUAUACGGGGUGAAAAUAGUAGAAGGAAUUAUGAUAUUACAUCAAGGAGGUGCACCACUGAUUCUCUUCAGACACUUGAUGAGAUGCUGAUGGCAGCCGUUCAUUUACAAUCCGUAAUUCGUGGAUGGUUGGCGCGGAAGCAUUUCAGAGAUAUGAGAAACUUUAAAAAAUCAAAUCAUGAGUUUACAAAAACCAAGCGGAAGCAGAACAAGAAGAAUUCUGACGUGAAGGAUGUUUCACAAGAGGAGGUUCAGGUAUUACCUUCGACUCUGGCAGAGUUUCAAAGGCGGGUUCUCAAGGCCGAAGCAACUCUUGGGCAAAAGGAAGAGGAAAAUGCAGCUCUAAGAGAGCAAUUACAACAGUUUGAGACUAGGUGGUCAGAAUAUGAGGCAAAGAUGAAAAGAAUGGAGGAAAUGUGGCAAAAGCAGAUGUCAUCUUUGCAAAUGAGCCUUGCUGCAGCCAGAAAAAGUCUUUCUGCUGACAACACUGCUUGUCAACCUGGAAGACAUGAUACUUCUACCUCUCCUCACUGUUAUGAUUCAGAGGAAAUGAUGUCCCCCGGAUCUCGAACUCCAGGUGGAAGCACACCCAUCAAAUUUUCUACCGCCACCCUUGAGGUUGGAGCCGGCAGAGAGACAAAUGGAAAUUUCAGUGUGAUGGGCAAUCUUGUCAAGGAAUUUGAGCAGCGGAGGCAGACUUUCGACGAUGAUGCAAAAGCUCUCAUCGAGGUCAGAACGACACAAUCUGGUUCUCAUAUGACUCCUGAUGAAGAGCUACGAAAGUUGAAAUUCAGAUUUGAAACAUGGAAGAAAGAGUACAAGGUUAGAUUACGGGAAACCAAGGCAAGGCUUCAUAAAAUGGGGCAUGCAGAUGCUGACAAAAGUCGUCGAAAAUGGUGGGGGAAGAAAAGCUCCAGAGCAUGUUAGCCAUUCAUUUCUUUGCUAAUCAUACCCUUGGUAUGGAAAAGAGAGGUAAUACAGAAGAAUAAAUUCUCUAAUUGCUGCCCAGAGAUAUUCAGGAGUGCUCAUCUCUGUCCUGUCUAUGCCUAGAACGGUAGAGAAUUCCACACAGCGACAUGGUUAAGGCAGAAAUUGAGUUGUGUACCUACAGUUCUUGUUUCUUGGUACUCCUGAACAUGUGCAUAGCCAUAUAGGAACUUGCUGAGCGGCUCCUCUCUCUUUGUCAAAUAGUUUAUAUUAUGUUCCCAUUAGUGUUUGUCUAGCUUUCUAGGGCCAGUUAUGGAAUAUAUGAACAUCAAACAAUGACCGUGUUCUUUUCAAGCACUAAAUGAAAAUUCUGGCCUAUUUAUUGCUGUA